Messenger RNA from Leptosia nina, 1206 nucleotides. The record is from the annotation of a GenBank genome assembly. NCBI's taxonomy places the organism in Eukaryota, Metazoa, Arthropoda, Insecta, Lepidoptera, Pieridae.
AUGUCCACUGCAGAGAUUUGUGAAAAGUUAAAAGCUUUUAAGCCACAAGUAGAGACUACGAUAGAACAAUUAAAUGAUUUAGACAAAGUGAGUCUAUCAGUACUCAAGACGUUUAUAAGCGAUACAACUUUAAUGAAGUCCAAACAUUCUUUUAUGAAAAUACAAGCAGUACUAGACUACAUGCAUGAACAAAUAAAUAUAGGAAACUGGAAGGAUGUUAGGUUAUUUUUGAGGAAGACUAUAACUAUAGCAUCUUAUUUGAAAGUAUUGGCAAUUUUGGUACAGCAGUCUGAUUUAACAGAUAGUGUUAUAAAGGAGGUGUAUGGGGCUAUUGACUUUGGUAUUAUGUUCGGAUGUCCAAUCUCUAGUGAACCAGAAUUGUUACAAAAAUGUGGCAGUAUUUUAACCUCUGUAACAAGCCAAAAUUGUACUUACGAAACAGAUAAUAAAAUAGAUUCUCAAAUUGAAUGUGUUCAUAUAGAAAAGCCUUCUGGAGUUAUUGAUAUAGAUGUAAUCACAUGUCCAAGUAUGGAGUAUUUUUAUAAAAAUGUUAUACUACAGAAGAGACCAGUUAUAUUAGAAAAUUGUAUAGACCAUUGGCCUGCUCUAUCUAAAUGGAAAGACAGUAACUAUUUCAUUAAACUUGCUGGGCUAAGAACUGUUCCAAUAGAAAUAGGGCGAGAGUAUACUGAUCCAGACUGGACACAGAAGUUGAUUUUAAUGAAGGACUUCAUUAAAACAUACAUCUAUCAGGAUAAUGGUCCAAAAGGGUACCUCGCGCAGUACGCACUGUUCGAGCAAAUACCCGAGCUGAAAAAAGAUAUAAUUGAGCCAGAAUAUUGCAGCUUUUCUGAAACAGACGAGCCAGUAAAUGUCAUGGCGUGGUUUGGUCCGAAAGGGACUGUGUCGCCGUUGCAUCACGAUCCUACUAAAAACUUGCUUACUCAAGUUGUUGGUGAGAAAAGGAUCUAUUUAUUUUCACCAAGUGACUCUGAAUACCUAUACCCACAUGAAAGUGACCUUCUUGAUAAUACAGCAAGAGUAGACCCAAGGAAUCCUAAGUUAGGAGAAUUUCCUAACUAUACCAGCGCUAAACCCUAUUAUUGUGUACUGAAACCUGGUCAAAUGUUGUACAUACCACCAAAAUGGUGGCAUUUUGUAGAAUCACUGUCAAUUAGUUUUUCAGUCAGCUUUUGGUGGACUUGA